AUGAAAAAUUGUCCAGAUGACGAAGAUCCAUGUUUCUAUAAAGCAUUUGUCGAAAAUAUAUGUGAUUCAUUUUACGAAAAUUGUGAUUUGAUUGAUUUUUUUCGGCUGUUACCAGACCUUUUUGAUAAAUUCAUUGAACCCAUACAAGAAGGAAGAGCAACAAAAAAUGAUAUCUCUCUAUUGUGUAAUGAAUUAAAGUCACAUUUCAAUGAUGUAUUGGAUAAAUUAUAUUUGCAGAAUAUAUCAGCUGCUAAUUUUGAGGAUCAACUACCCCAAUGGUCGCUAUAUUUGUUAAUUGCAACAUUCUUAGGCUCGUACAUUCCACAAAACCUUGAUCAGCGUUACUUCGCAACAAAAGCAUUUGAGAAGCCGAGGUUGUCAAGAACACCAAAAAAGCAAAAGCUAUCACAUGAUAGCCCUGGAAAGCUUCCACAACAAUUAAAAGGACCCCAAUCAUUUGAACUAGAACGCGUUUUGGCUAUUUUUCAAAGUAUAUAUUAUAAUCACAGAAACAUUCAAACUAUUGAUAUGCACCAACAGAUUGAAUCGUUUGUUGCACACCAUCUUAUUGUUUGUACAGUUCCGUACGAUCGCCUGGGAAGCCGUGCAUAUCGAUGUAAUGUAAAUUACAAUUGCGUCAAACAAAUUUCCCGAGAUAUAGAUUUUGAUAUAUCAAAGUACUUAGAUGAGUUUUGGUGA
Dentiscutata erythropus is the source of this 699-nucleotide messenger RNA. The record is from the annotation of a GenBank genome assembly. NCBI's taxonomy places the organism in Eukaryota, Fungi, Glomeromycota, Glomeromycetes, Diversisporales, Gigasporaceae.